CGCACAUCGAAUCUUCACUGAAAGUUACCAACGAAGUAUGUAAUAGAGGGCGUUCGUCCAUAAAUCCGUGAAGUAGCAGACGACAUAAAGUUAUCAACACAAAACAAUUAUAUUUCUCUUUCUAGUCUGCCAAAUGAUUGAAAUUUUUAUUUGAAGGGAAUUGACCGUUUUCAGCGUCAAGUAUUUUCUGAAUGCCAAUUUUGCUUUUUCAAAAAUUUUGCGUCUCAUGUAUUGGAGUUUCCAAAAAUUUAGUGCAGCGCCCCCAAGAGUCCGCUAUUAGCCAAGCAAAUUCUUGUAUGGAGUCUAGAUUCUGAUCCAACAAGAGACAUCAUGCUGAAGGCAAAGAUUUUAAUUGUUGGACCGUGUGAGAGUGGGAAAUCAGUGAUUUCCAACUUUUUGGCUGAUGCAACAGAGAUAUCUGGAGGAGAGUACCAUCCCACUCAAGGCGUACGGAUUCUUGAGUUUGAGAGCAGCAGCAACCAGAUGGGAGCUCGCUCCACAACAGCUGAAGUGGAAUUAUGGGAUUGCAGUGGAGACCAAAAGUUCGAUGAGUGCUGGCCAGCUAUCAUGAAGGAUGCCAACGGUGUGGUGAUAGUGUACAACCCUGACAUUUCCUCCCAUGAAAGAGAGCUUGAAAUGUGGUACAGCCACUUUGUUGUGCAACAAGGACUGCGCGAGGCGCAGUGCCUCAUCAUGGGCCAUCGCAAACCAUCAGCAAAAUCUGCAUCAGUUGUAGAAAUACCAUCCUCUAUGUCUAAAGUGCAGCACGUUCAGACCAAUCUUGAGGAGGAUGCGGAGAGCCUCAGGAGAGACUUCAACCGGUUCCUUGGCAAGGUAUUGGGCGGAAUGAGCCGCAAGCAGGACCAGGAGGAGCUCAGUAUUAUACAAUGAAAAAAAAAAAAAUUGUCAACACCUUAUCAGGAGGAGACUGGGGAUGAUCUGGGGGUGUCAAAGUCGCCGGAUCCCUCCUAGUUAACCCAGUCUGAAAUUCCACCUGCAGAUUAUCACCUUCUUCAUGAACUAACUUACAAGUGCUGCUGUAUACUCUUCAUAAAAACAGCACAUGGAAUAAUUCUGGCUUCAAGAACUAACAUGAGGGUAUGCACUUGCAUUUUGUGCACUGAAGUGUAAUUUAAGAUAGCACCCCUUUUGUGAAUAUGAAAUUCAUAGAAGAAUGCUUUUUAAGGUUUGGCCCACUCAUCUCUAUACUUGUAGAAUGUAGUUAUAUUUAGCUAAAAACCUUUCUAACUUGGAAAAUUAAGAACGAUUUCAGCUCAUGAAAACAAAAAUGUCCUAAUGCAGUAUUUGUGUUUCAGUUCGGGAAAACGAAAAUCACAGGAACUGUAAAUUGUCCAUACGAGGCUUGCAAACAAGUGCUAUUUUUUGUAAGUUUGGGAUGUCAUAAACAAAUUGUGCACUUCAAGCGUUAAAGAUUUUCUCACUAGGGAAAUGUACAGCAAAGAAAUUUAGAGGAGUCUGCAGGGCUAGUGGAACCACAUUUGUGAGCUGCAGUUUUUUUUUCUUUGGUGCAGUCAGAUGGAUAGUUGAAAUAACAUUUCCCCUUGGAUGAAGCUUGAAAAAUACCAUAAAACAUGAUGCAGAUCAAAGUUUUCUUUUUCCCCAAAUUUUGUUGCUGUAACAGAACAAAAACGUCUUCAAUCUGGUUUGUACCUGCCACAUUUACAGUAGAAAUGUUAUCCUGACUUAACACUGCUUAAAAAGUGGAUGGGCAUUUGUUCCAUGAGAACAGACUGAUUAACUGGAGGCAUGGACUUGGAUAACAUUCGUGGGUAAGAUUUCCGUCUGCAGACAUCACUAAUUUUCCCAUGCAGUGGUUUAUCAGCCAUCAAAAAGUGAUGACAUGAUCAAAUUUAACAGGGGGAAUAUUGAGGCAUUUCCCAAGAAAACACUUAAUGUUUUCAGCCCACAGUCUCAUAGGGUCCGUGCACAGGAUGUCAAAUUAUGUCCCUCUAUGGAACUCUUUCCCUCCUGUUGAUAGCAUUUAAAACAAGUAUUUGGCUCCAUUUUACUUCUAGCCCGCCUCCCUCUGUUUCGUCUUUGUAACAUUAGUGACACGGACAUGUUGAAAACUAGUUGUGUAUGUACAUGUAUAUUAAAUUAAGUGUAAGAUAAAUGGACAGCUGAAUUUUUAGACUCUAUGUUUUCCAGUUGUAUAUUUUCUUGAAUACAAAUACUGUAUAUACAAGUGUGUAGAUUUGUCAACUUUUCAGAUGAACAAAGCAAAACGGUGUUUGUGCUUAAAUCUGUCAGUGGUCCUCUAAAUUUCCAGCGGCACCUCAUAUAAUUUGAAAAACAGGACAUUGUAAUAAAUGUUCAAACUUGGUAGGACUUAAAUGUGCUAUGUGGACAGCUUGUGUAGCUCUUCUUUAAUGCAAUAAAUAGAUGUUUUCAUCACUUACA
This is a messenger RNA of Acanthaster planci (crown-of-thorns starfish), 2421 nucleotides long. It is a transcript of the gene ift22, whose product is annotated as intraflagellar transport 22. The record is from RefSeq and is a predicted model, not a curated record. Lineage: Eukaryota; Metazoa; Echinodermata; Asteroidea; Valvatida; Acanthasteridae.